AUGACCAUCGCCCACCGCACAGUCAAGCUCCUCGACGGCAAGCUCAUCCCCGCGCUCGGGUGGGGCAACGCGUCCUCCGGCCUCCUGGGCGGCGGCCAGAAGUCGAUCGACGCAGCCAAGCUCGCCAUCGCGAGCGGCAUCACGCACAUCGACACGGCGCAGCUGUACCGUACCGAGACGGAGACGGGGGUGGCCGUGCGCGAGUCGGGCGCCGAGGGCAAGGUGUGGGUGACGACGAAGCUGUCCGAGAAGGAGGGCAUCGCCGACGCCAACGGCGUCAACCGCGACGCGCUGCGCAAGUCGGUCGAGGGGUCUCUGCAGCGCCUGGGCGCCAAGCCCGACCUCCUGCUCAUCCACAACAUCGAAGCCGCGGCGGGACACAUCGCGCCGCUGUGGACCGCGCUCGAGGACCUCGUGUUUGACGGCACGUUGGCCGGCGUCAGCAUCGGCGUGAGCAACUACCGCCCGCAGGACAUUGAGGCGGUUGUCGCUGUGGCGCGGAUCAUCCCCGCCGUGAACCAGUUCGAGUUCCACCCCUACCUCCUCGCGCACACCGAGGGCCUGAUCGCCCUGCAGAAGAAGCACGGCAUCGCGACCGAGGCGUACGGCCCGCUCACGCCGCUCCUGCGGCACCCGACCGGCGGCCCGCUCAAGCCGGUGCUGGAGCGCAUCGCCAAGACGCACAACAUCGACCCCGCGACUGUGCUGUUGCUCUGGGUCAUUGCCAAGGGCCACGUCGCCAUCUCGGGCAGCGCAAAGGCGGAUAACCUCAAGAAGCUGGCCGCGAUCGACCAGCUGCCCGACCUCACGGCCGAGGAAGUCGCUGAGAUCGACGCCGUCGGACGCAAGAUCCACUUUAGGGGCUACAAGGUCCACCAUGUCAAGGACUUCCCUGCGCCCGACCUGCCCGAGGACCUGCCCGCCGAGGGGAAGCUGUAA
Molecule: messenger RNA, 939 nt
Organism: Vanrija pseudolonga
Lineage: Eukaryota; Fungi; Basidiomycota; Tremellomycetes; Trichosporonales; Trichosporonaceae
Product: NAD/NADP-dependent indole-3-acetaldehyde reductase
Exons: 3
Coding region: 1-939 (312 amino acids)
Molecular function (GO): oxidoreductase activity
Source: RefSeq, a predicted model, not a curated record